Quercus robur (English oak) is the source of this 3854-nucleotide messenger RNA. Its product is annotated as MDIS1-interacting receptor like kinase 2-like. The record is from RefSeq and is a predicted model, not a curated record. Lineage: Eukaryota; Viridiplantae; Streptophyta; Magnoliopsida; Fagales; Fagaceae. Gene Ontology annotation, molecular function: protein kinase activity; ATP binding; protein binding. Gene Ontology annotation, biological process: protein phosphorylation. The coding region runs from base 2 to 3682 and encodes 1226 amino acids. The transcript has 2 exons.
CAUGACAACCAUUCAAAAGUCUCUUCUUCUAUUUCAUAUUCUUUUGCUCUCCUUACUUCCAGUGAGGAUCACAUCAUCUCCAACAACACAAGCCGAAGCUCUCAUCAAAUGGAAAAACAGUCUCUCUCCCUCUUCAUCUCUUAAUUCAUGGUACCUCACCAACCUCAACAAUCUUUGCAACUGGACAGCCAUAGUUUGCCACACCACAGGAACUAUCUCAGAAAUAAAACUAUCCGAUGCAAACCUCUCUGGCACACUUACCCAAUUUAACUUCACUUCAUUUUAUAAUCUCACCCACUUGGACCUCAACAACAACACACUUGGAGGAUCGAUACCACCAGCCAUCGGCAACCUCUGGAUGCUCACUUACUUGGACUUGGGAAACAACCAGUUUGAAGGAAACAUACCUACUGAGAUAGCACAGUUGACAGAGCUUCAGUAUCUUAGUCUUUACAACAACAGUCUCAAUGGUACCAUCCCCUAUCAACUCAGCAAUCUUCCAAAGGUAUGGUACUUAGACCUUGGAGCAAACUACUUAGUAUGUCUUGAUUGGUCCAACUUUUCAGGCAUGCCUUUCUUGACCCACCUCAACUUAAUGCUCAAUGAACUCACUUCUGAAUUCCCAGAGUUCAUAACAAGUUGCCAGAAUUUGACAUACCUUGACUUGUCUCAGAAUUAUUUGACGGGCCCAAUACCAGAAUUGGUAUAUACCAAUCUGGGCAAGCUCACACACUUCCACCUGACUAACAACAUAUUCCAAGGACCAUUGUCAUCAAAUAUUUCCAAGCUUUCCAAGCUCAUAGAACUUUGCCUAGGAAAUAAUAAUUUCUUUGGUCCAAUUCCUGGAGAAAUGGAUUUGAUGUCCGAUCUUCAAACACUUGAAUUGUAUAACAAUUCAUUCCAAGGGAUGAUUCCUUCCUCAAUAGGCCAACUCAGGGAGCUUCAGUCCCUUGAUCUUCGAAAAAAUGCCUUGAAUUCCACAAUCCCUUCUGAGCUAGGCCUUUGUACCAACCUCACCUACUUGGCCUUAGCAGUGAACAAUCUCACUGGCCUGCGUCCUUUAUCAUUGUCCAAUCUGACCAAAAUUACCAAUUUGGGUUUAUCUGAUAACUCUCUUUCUGGUGAUAUUUCACCUAAUUUAAUUGCCAAUUGGACUCAAUUAGUCUCAUUGCAACUCCAAAAUAAUCAGUUCUCCGGGAAAAUUCCAUCAGAAAUAGGCCUGUUGACAAAGCUAAACUAUCUUCUUAUGUACAAUAAUACGCUCUCUGGAUCAAUUCCCUUAGAGAUAGGAAAUUUGAAAGAUCUAUUUGCUUUAGACCUUUCAGGGAACCAGCUUUCCGGUCCAAUUCCUCUGACAUUGUGGAAUCUCACAAACCUUCAAGUCUUACAGCUUUUCUAUAACAAUCUUAGUGGCAUACUUCCACCAGAGAUUGGAAAAAUGAAGUCUUUGGUUACUCUUGAUCUCAACACUAACCGAUUGUAUGGACAGUUGCCAGAAACCAUUUCUCAACUAAAUAGUUUGCAGUCAUUCUCUGUGUUCACCAAUAAUUUCUCUGGCAGCAUACCCACUGACUUUGGGAAGUAUAGUCCUGAUUUAAGCUACAUUAGCUUUUCAAACAACAGCUUCUUUGGGGCACUGCCAUCUGAAUUGUGCAGUGGUUUUGCUCUUGAAGAUUUAACAGUGAAUAGCAACGGAUUUACAGGAUCCUUGCCAGAGUGCUUGAGGAAUUGUUCGAAGCUACAUAGAGUCCGGCUUGAUGGGAAUAAAUUCACUGGAAACAUUACAGAAUCCUUUGGAGUUCAUCAAAAUCUUAAUUUCCUCGCUCUUAGGGACAACCAAUUUGUUGGUCAUCUCUCAUCAAUGUGGGGAGAGUGUAGAAAUCUCACCAAUUUACAGAUGGACAGAAAUAGAAUUUCUGGAAAAAUCCCUGUUGAGCUUGGGAAGUUAACCAAAUUGCAAGUUCUAACGCUGGACUCGAACAAACUGUCUGGGGAAAUUCCAGAUGAGCUGGGAAAUCUAGGCCUGCUUUACAGGCUUAAUCUGAGCCAGAAUGAUAUGACAGGGGAGCUCCCUAAGAGUCUAGGCAAUUUAAGCAAGCUCCAGCUUCUUGAUUUUUCAGAGAACAGCCUGACUGGUAACAUACCAGUAGAGCUUGGCAAUUGUAAUGGCUUAUUGACCUUGAACUUAAGCCACAACAAGAUAUCUGGUGGCAUACCAUCCAAGCUUGGCAACCUAGUAUCACUGCAAUAUAUGUUGGAUCUCAGCAGUAAUUCCCUCUCCGGAACAAUACCUCAAAACCUUGGAAAGCUUACAGCGGUAGAGUAUCUCAAUCUUUCACAUAACCACCUCUCUGGGAGAAUCCCCGAAGCAUUAUCAAGCAUGGUUAGUCUACAUUCCAUUGAUUUUUCUUACAAUAACUUGACGGGUGAAAUCCCAACUGGUAAAAUUUUCCAGCAAGUGCCAGCAAAAUCUUAUGUUGGAAACUCAGGUCUUUGUGGAAAAGUAGAAGGAUUAACUCCCUGCAGUCCAGUAUCCCUUCCCCACAAAUCCUCAAAUACUAAGAAAAAGGUCCUUAUUGGUGCCAUUGUUUGGGUUUCUGGCUUAUUAUGUCUUGCAACUGUUAUUGUUGGAAUUCUAGUAUAUAGUCGAACCACCGAGUUCUAUGAUGAAGAGGGUAGUAGUAUAAAGUAUGAGAGAUUUGAAUCAAUGAUAUGGGAAAGAGAAGCAAAAUUUAUGUUUGGGGAUAUACUGAAUUCCACUGAGGACUUCAAUGAGAAGUACUGCAUUGGGAAAGGAGGAUUUGGAAGCGUUUACAAAGCGGUGUUGCCAACAGGUCAAGUUGUAGCAGUUAAAAAGCUUAACAUAUCAGACUCUAGUGACAUUCCCACAAUAAAUCGCCGAAGUUUUGAGAAUGAGAUACGAACUCUAACAGAGGUUAGGCAUCGACAUAUCAUUAAGCUAUAUGGCUUUUGUUCCUGGAAAGGAUGCUUGUUCUUGGUUUAUGAAUAUGUAGAGAGAGGUAGUCUAAGAAAAGUAUUGUAUGGGGUGGAAGGGGAAGCGGAACUAGGCUGGUCUACAAGGGUGAAAAUUGUGCAAGGAGUGGCUCAUGCUAUGGCCUACUUGCACCAUGAUUGCUUUCCGCCAAUUGUGCACCGGGAUGUGUCUUUGAACAACAUAUUGCUGGAAAUGGAAUUCGAACCACGGCUCUCAGAUUUUGGCACUGCGAGACUAUUAAGCUCAGAGUCAUCCAACUGGACAACAAUUGCUGGGUCUUAUGGUUACAUUGCUCCAGAACUGGCACUCACAAUGAGGGUCACAGAUAAGUGUGAUGUUUAUAGUUUUGGAGUGGUGGCAUUGGAAGUCAUGAUGGGAAGGCAUCCAGGGGAACUUCUAGCAUCCUUGUCAUCAUCAUCAUCAUCAUCGACUACAACAACCUUAUUUGAAAACCAGGAAUUGCUUUUGAAGGAUAUUCUAGACCAACGCCUUCCUCCUCCCACAGGUCAAUUGGCAGAGGCAGUGGUGUUUGUUGUCACCAUAGCCUUAGCAUGUACGCGUAGCACUCCAAAAUCACGACCAAAUAUGCGUUUUGUUGCACAAGAACUAUCAGCUCGAACCCACGCUUUUCAGUCUGAGCCGUUUGGCAUGAUUACUAUUAGCAAGCUAGCAGGCUUUCAAAAAUAAAACACUCUUUGGCUAGUGAGUGUGUUUUCUGGAUAUGGCCUAGGAAGGGUUGUGGCUAUGCUUACUAAAUCCUAGAUUUUUUUUUUGGAAGAAUACUAAAUCCUAGUUCAUAAUCUUAGGAAGUUAGGAUCAAAGUUUUCUUGAAAUGGCUUGUGUAAAUUUUUUUUUCUAA